This is a messenger RNA of Peromyscus leucopus (white-footed mouse), 1497 nucleotides long. RefSeq names its product rab GTPase-binding effector protein 2. Gene Ontology annotation, biological process: endocytosis. Gene Ontology annotation, cellular component: intracellular membrane-bounded organelle. NCBI's taxonomy places the organism in Eukaryota, Metazoa, Chordata, Mammalia, Rodentia, Cricetidae. The record is from RefSeq and is a predicted model, not a curated record. Gene Ontology annotation, molecular function: growth factor activity; GTPase activator activity.
CUGCUGCAGUUGACCACCUUGGAGAGAUCAGGCACCAAACACCCACCCUCCCCUCCCACAGACUCCAUCAGCAGCUACGAGACGCAGAUAGCAGCCCUGAAACAGGAGCGGCAGCAGCAGCAGCAGGACUCCGAGGAGAAGGAUCGAGAGCUGGGCCACCUCAAACAGCUGCUGGCCCGGGCCCACCCCCUGGACUCCUUGGAGAAGCAAAUGGAAAAGGCCCAUGAAGACUCAGAGAAGCUCCGGGAAAUUGUGUUACCCAUGGAGCAGGAGAUCGCGGAGCUGAAAGUGAAGCUGCUGAGGGCGGAAGAGCUGAUCCAGGAGAUCCAGAGACGACCAAAGCAGCCUGCCUCCCUGCACGGCUCCACGGAGCUGCUUCCACUAUCAAGGAACCCCUCGCCUCCGCUGGAGCCCUCGGAGGAGCCAGGUGGAGAUGCAGGCUCAGCGGCGGAGGCCUUUGCCCACAACUGUGACGACAGUGCCUCCAUCUCUUCCUUCUCCCUCGGAGGGGCGGCCAGUGGUACCUCCCUGCGAGCACAGGGCCUAAGCCCUGAGCAGGAAGAGACGGCUUCUCUGGUGUCCACGGGCACUCUGGUCCCCGAGGGCAUCUACCUACCCCCUCCUGGGUACCAGCUUGUUCCAGAUAGCCAGUGGGAGCAGCUGCAGGUAGAGACAAGUCUGGGUCUCCGUCUGGCAGGGCGGCAGCUGCAGAAGGACCUGGAAAGUGUCAGCCGUGAGCGGGAUGAGCUGCAGGAGGGGCUGAGGCGGAGCAAUGAGGACUGUGCCAAGCAAGUAAAUGCAGUGCUCCUGGCCCAGGUCCAGAACUCAGAGCAACUGCUUCGGACUCUGCAAGGGACCGUGAGCCAGGCCCAAGAACGCGUGCAGCUGCAGAUGGCAGAGCUGGCCACUUCUCAUAAGUGCCUGCACCUUGAGGUUAAGAGACUGAAUGAAGAAAACCAAGGGCUCCGGGCUGAGCAGCUACCCUCUCCGCCUCCAGGGCCCGAGCCGUGGAGAAUGAGGCGAGCUCUGCCCAACUCCAUCCAGGAGCUCCAUCUGCUGGUGCGGCACACCCAGCAACACGCGGCCAGGCAACAGGCGCAGGAGCAUGAGGCUGAGCGCUGCCGCAUUGAAAUCGUGAAGCUGCGCGAGGCGCUGGAGAAAACAGCGGCCAGGGCCAGCCUGGAGGACAGCUGAGGUGUGCAACGAGAAGAGACAGAUGUGCUCGAGGCCUCCCUGUGUAGCCUGAGGAUGGAGACAGAGCGGGUCCAGCAAGAGCAGUGCAAAGCCCAACUCACAGACCUCCUCUCGGAACAGACCAAGACACUGCGGCUGCGCGAGCUGGAGACCAUUGAGCAGGUGCAGAGGGACUUCGUCCGGCUGUCCCAGGCCACACAGGUACGCCUGGAGCGGAUUCGCCAAGCAGAGACUCUGGAGCAGGUGCGUAGCAUCCUGGAUGAGGCACCCCUCAGGGACAUCAAGGACAUCAAGGACUCCUGA